Postia placenta MAD-698-R-SB12 is the source of this 714-nucleotide messenger RNA. RefSeq lists its product as hypothetical. NCBI's taxonomy places the organism in Eukaryota, Fungi, Basidiomycota, Agaricomycetes, Polyporales, Adustoporiaceae. The transcript is spliced from 5 exons. Bases 1 to 714 code for a protein of 237 amino acids. The record is from RefSeq and is a predicted model, not a curated record.
AUGGCGACCUCCACCUGGCUCAUUACAGGCUCUUCACGUGGACUUGGUCUCGAGAUCGUAAGGCAGCUGAUCAGGUCUCCCGCCAACCUCGUCAUUGCGACAUGUCGCAAUCCGGCCGCAGCUACUGCGCUGCAGGCACUUAGGGGCGAUUCAAAAGGGCCGCUUCACGUUGUUCCGCUGGACGUUAGCGACCCCGACUCCAUCAGGAGCUCGGUUAAGACAGUCGAAGAUAUCCUUGGUGAUCAAGGGCUCGACUAUCUCUACAACAACGCUGGGAUCAGCCCGGGUAUCGAGCCUGCCUUCGACUUUGAGUACUCAGACUUGCUUGAAACACUUAAAAUCAAUAUCGCGGCGCCUGCGCUGAUAUCGCAAGUUUACCUUCCCCUUGUUGAGAAGAGCAAUCGCAAAGUCAUCAUCAAUGUCUCGAGUGGGCUUGGCAGCAUCGGGCUCGAUCGGGGCUCCGUAUACUCUGCGUACAGCGUCACUAAAGCCGGGCUUAACAUGCUGACGUACAAGCAGGCAAAGGCUAAACCCGACCUCAUCGUGAUCACGCUGGCUCCCGGGUGGACCAAGACAGGCGAGUACAUGGGAGGACCCAAUGCCGUGCUCGAGCCAUAUCAGAGUGUUGAAGGGCAGCUCAAGGUAGUAACGGGUUUGACGCCGCAGGAUUCUGGAAAAUUCUUCGAUUAUACUGGCGAGAUCCUACCGUGGUAA